CGCGCUCUCUCUGCCUGUCCGCCGACUUGCCAUGGAUGUACCGCCUGCUAAAUAUGCAUUUUUUGUUAUUUUACUUCACUUUCAGCGCACGGACACUUUAUAUAUCACCGACAGUAUAGAUUCCCUGCAGCAUGUCCUGAAGGAGUACGCCCUGGUGAGACCGGCGAGCGUGGAUGCAGAUGGACGCUUCCUCUCCCACGCCGUCUCGGCCCACUGUCUGAGUGGUCUGCACCGGCGCAGGAGGAGAGACACCCACCAGCACAGAGAGCAGGAGACAGAGCCGGAGCGCCGCGAGACGCUCUUUUACAAUGUCACCGUUUUCGGGCAGGACUUUCACUUGCGCUUAAACCGCAACUCACGCUUGGUGGCACCAGGAGCAACUCUCGAGUGGCACGAGGAGGAUAACCGAACCCGAACAGAACCCCUACUGCCGAGUGACUGCCUGUAUGUGGGCCACGUUACUAAUGUGCCAGAUACCUCAGUGGCCAUCAGCAACUGUGACGGCCUGGCCGGGAUGAUCCGUGCAGGUCAGGAGGAGUUCUUCAUCGAGCCACUCGAGAGAGGAGCCGACACGACAGGCGAGGAGGAGGGUGGAUCCGGACGACAUCACAUUCUCUACCGCUCGUCUGCCAUCAAGAAACCAGGCGUCAGUCACGCAGACUACUUCCUCCCCAGAGGUCCAGUGCUGACUGGUUUGGCUGGAGUGAAGACCAUAGCCAGUGGAAUAAAGCCAAAAGUGAAUAGCAGCAGGCGUACACGCAGGCAGUCUUACCAAGACGAGAUCUUCAACAUCGAGGUGCUCCUGGGGGUGGACUGCUCCGUGGUGCACUUUCACGGCCGAGAGCACAUCCAGAAAUACCUGCUCACUCUCAUGAACAUAGUAAAUGAAAUCUACCAAGAUGCAUCACUGGGCGCUCACAUUAAUGUAGUGCUGGUGAGAAUCGUCAUGCUCUGCUCUGCCAAGUCUAUGGGACUGAUUGAACUAGGGAACCCCUCUCAGAGUCUGGAGAAUGUGUGCCGUUGGGCUUUCCUGCAGCAGAAGGAGGACGAGAAUGAUGCAGAAUAUCAUGAUCACGCCAUCUUCCUCACCAGACAAGAGUUUGGUCCCACUGGCAUGCAGGGUUAUGCUCCAGUAACUGGCAUGUGUCACCCAGUAAGAAGCUGUACUCUGAAUCAUGAAGAUGGUUUCUCAUCUGCCUUUGUGGUGGCACACGAGACAGGACAUGUGUUAGGAAUGGAACACGACGGGCAGGGUAACGAGUGUGGGGAUGAGGUGCCGAUGGGCAGCAUCAUGGCCCCCUUGGUGCAGGCAGCCUUCCAUCGCUUUCACUGGUCUCGCUGCAGCCAACAGGAGCUUAGAAAAUACCUCAACACCUACGACUGUCUGCGUGAUGACCCCUUUGACCACGAGUGGCCAUCCCUGCCACAGCUACCAGGUCUGCAUUACUCCAUGAACGAGCAGUGUCGCUUUGAUUUUGGCAUGGGAUACAUGAUGUGCACAGCGUACAGCACCUACGACCCCUGCAAGCAGCUGUGGUGCAGCCAUCCUGAAAAUCCUUUCUUCUGCAAGACCAAAAAGGGCCCCCCCAUCGAUGGCACCAAAUGUGCUACAGGAAAGAACUGUUUUAAGGGGCACUGUAUCAAGCUGACAUCAGACAUACUGAGGCAGGAUGGUCACUGGGGUCAGUGGACUAAGUUUGGUUCCUGCUCCCGUACCUGUGGAGGCGGUGUUCGAUUUCGUACACGCCAGUGUGACAACCCUAUUCCAGCCAAUGGUGGUCGCACCUGCUAUGGAAACAACUAUGAGUUCCAGCUGUGUAACUCGGAAGAGUGUACCAAGGACAUGGCAGAUUUUAGAGACGAGCAGUGCAGGUUAUGGGAUCCACACUUCGAGCAUCAGGGGACCAAGCAUUUGUGGCUGCCCUAUGAACACACUGACCCUGAGGAGAGGUGCCAGCUCUACUGUCAGUCCAAAGAGACGGGAGACGUGGUGUUCAUGAAGAGGAUGGUACACGACGGCACACGCUGCUCCUAUAAGGAUCCUUACAGCGUGUGUGUACGUGGAGAGUGCGAGAAAGUGGGUUGUGAUAAUGUCAUUGCCUCCGAGUUAGAGGACGACAAGUGCGGCGUAUGUGGAGGGAACAACUCCACCUGCAGCAUAGUCAAGGGCAAUUUCACCCGCAGUACCAGAAAACCAGGUUUUCUGAAGAUCCUGGAAAUUCCCAGAGGAGCGAGGCACAUCCUGAUCCAGGAGUUUAAAGGAACACCUCACAUUCUGGCGGUGAAGAAUCAAGCCACAGAUGAUAUGUUCCUGAACGGUGAGGGUGACUUUCCUGAGUCCAGAGAGGUGAUUGAGAAUGGUGUACUCUGGGAGUACAGCAAUGAGGAUGAUCUGGAGACACUGCAGACUACAGGCCCGCUGAGAUACGGAGUCCUUAUCAUGGUCCAAUCAGAUGGAGCGUCCAAAGUCACUCUGUCCUACAAGUACAUUCUCCCAGAGGAUCCGCCAUCAUCUAUGGAGAACAGCUUACCUCAGGAUGACAUCGCUUUCUUUGAAUGGGCUCUAAAGAAAUGGUCCCACUGCUCCAAGCCAUGUGGAGGAGGAAAGCAGUACACACGUUUUGGCUGCCGCAGAAAGUCAGAUGGCAAGAUGGUCCACCGCACGUUCUGCUCCAGCAUCCCCAAACCCCGCGCCAUCAGCCGAGCCUGUAACCAAAAACAGUGCUCAGAGCCUAUCUGGGUGGCAGGAGACUGGGAGGAGUGCACAAAGUCGUGUGGGAAGACUGGCAUUCAGACCCGGCCUGUGCGCUGCGUGAGGCCUCAAGAGGACGGCAAAUACAAAACCGUCAGUGCCAAAUACUGCGACGAUGAGCGGCCCGAGAGUCGCCGCAGCUGCAAUCGACAGCUGUGUCCCGCCCAGUGGAGGACAGGACCCUGGUCACAAUGCUCUAUGAGCUGUGGAAACGGAACUCAGGAGCGUCAGGUCAUGUGUAGCACUCCUGAUAAUGCCAUCGGGACCUGUACAGACACCAAGCCUGAAAGCAUCCGGACAUGCCAGCUUGGGCCAUGUUCAAGUGACAAAGGGAACUUCUUGAUCCAGUGGCUAUCCAGAGCAGACCCCGAGUUCCCAGCACCCAAGAUCUCCUCAAGGAUACGCUGCAAAGGAGACAAGUCUACACUCUGUCGUAGACUGGAGGUACUAAAUAAGUACUGUUCGAAUCCUGGCUACAGGCAGAUGUGCUGCAAGUCCUGCAGUGAAGGAAACUACACCAUGAACCUCAACCAGACUCAGACCUGGGACAACACCAGUGCGUCUCCACACACUAAUCAUUCUCACUCUAAUCAGACCUUCACACUCCAUCAGCCACCCAUCACCAGACCCAGCAGCACAUCCACACCAUGGAGAUACACCACUCUGAACCCCUUCGCUCUUAGAGAAACCCCAUUACCCAGCACCACCAGCGCUGUCCAUGAAGACACAGAUGGUCCGAGCACCUCACUUGAUGAGGAGGAAAUCUUAGAACCCUGGAAAGUAGAUAUCGUUGAUGAUGUCUCUGAAGCCACGUCUGGGUUUGACGAGCUUUCACCAACCACUCGUGAAUAUGAAACAACAGUGAAACCGUUCACGACGUCUGUACAACCCAUGAUUACUACUACAGGAUCUCCACCAAUAAUAGAGCUUCACAGAUCAGAAGACAAGAAGGAGAAUAACUCUAUCGAUGUAUCCUACAGGGUUGUAAAUGUUAACGAAGUGUCCCGGAACCACUUUAUACCCAAAAAGCAGGUGACUUUCCGAGAGAAAACACAAAACAAGAGAAUUCAAGAGCUCCUUGAUCAGAAAAGAAGACAAGGUUUGAUUAAAAGGUUUAUAAGAAAGCCUGGAGACUGAUUACAUGUGUUCUUAUGCCUCUUGUGCGUACCUGUCAGGGUCGUGGGAUUGCUUCUGAUGUAUUAUAACGUUUUUGGCAAACUCACCUUCAGAAAUGCCAGGAGCUUUUGGCGAUUUCUCUUAGCAUUUGUAUAAAAAGCUUUGCUUUUGCUCCUUUCCCAUCACUUACACAUUAUAAAAUACAUUUACUCACGACUGUCCAUUCAUUCCGGAACUGUGAUUUUUCUAGUUUGGACAUUUUCUGAAGAACUGCACCUUUUCAUCCUGAUGUUGAGCUUAGCAAGGUCACAGCCGCAAAGUGAUUUAAUCUCAGAGUAUACAUGUGUCAGCUAUUCUCUGCUUGGCUAGAGUGCUGUUAGGACAGGAGACAAAUUAAAGGUAAAACCAAAAUGAAUAGUUGGAGACACGUAGCGUGCAGAUGCUUUCACUGCAUGAUACAGUUAAAUGAAUAACAUCCUACUAGCUGUGCAACAAUUAUCAUGAUUUAUGACGUAACAUCAUUAAUGUGCCACAAUAUAAUAUUAAAACAAAUAAUACAUAUAGAAACUAUGUGACCAAAAAUAUAUGGACAUUUGUUUAUGAGCCUGUUGAACAUCCCACUUAUAAUUUGUGGGCAUUACUGUAUACUGUACACCACACCCCUUUUUUUGGCUAUAAUUGUGGCCACUUUUCUGGAAAGUUCUUUACUUAAAAAAAUCUUACAGGUACCAUAAGACCUGGCUAGCAUCUGAUAUUCCAGUUUAUCCCAGAAAUGUUCAGUUGGCUCCCUGUUCUUUUACUUCAGAUUUAUUAAACUGUCCAUGCUGGAACACACAUUUAUGCUGGAACAGUAACAAAGCUUGGAUUGUAUUUGGUCACGACUCUUAAGUUGCUUUGGAUAAAAGUGUCUGCUAAAUGCCAAAAUUGUAAAUCAUGUCUGCAUGUAGACGCCCAACCAGGUGAUAGCACUGGGGAAUUGAACCCUGGAUCCCAGUGGUAGUGAGCUUUCAGAAUUUACUGCUGUGCUGCCCAAGUGCCUAUUAUUUAAAUAUACACAAUAUAAAAGAUAUUGAAAUGACAUACUUGUCCCAUACAAGUUUAUGUAGAAUUGUAACUUUAACUGCUCAUAACAUUUCAUUAGUGGUGGUAACAUUGAGUUAUUACUAUAAAGAUGCACAUCUGUUUAUUGGGAUGUAAUCUGUAUUUUAUAUCAAAAUCACUGCAACAAAUGUCAAGACAUUUUUCUUACACUUGAUUUUUUUUAAUAUAACUUGUUUAGCAACUCAUUAUUUCUAACUGUGGUAUAGUUUUAAUGUUCUCUGGUAUUUUCAAAUUAAUUCUCUUUUGUAACACAUUCACAUACAUUUCAGUUACACUGCAUCUAUCCAGAUGUUCUUGACAUUCCAUAAUGUAUAUAUAAGUGAGAAUUUUAUUUUAUUUUUUUAUUUAUUGAAGUGCUUUUGAGUCUUUAACAGUGCACUUUGAUGUGAAAGCAUUGCAUGCGGCAUGAGCAGAUGUCUUAGCUAUAGCACAUUCCCAAUGUCUGAUAGUCUGAUACAUACAUAUCCACACUGUCUGAUGCCAUUCUCCUGAAGACGAAAUGUAAGAAUGCUAUAAGUAUGUGCGUUCUUUUAUACAUUAUUGUAAUAAAACUGCAAGUAAAGUCAA
Trichomycterus rosablanca is the source of this 5536-nucleotide messenger RNA. It is a transcript of the gene adamts2a, whose product is annotated as ADAM metallopeptidase with thrombospondin type 1 motif, 2a. The transcript has 22 exons. Gene Ontology annotation, cellular component: extracellular matrix. The coding region runs from base 32 to 3889 and encodes 1285 amino acids. The record is from RefSeq and is a predicted model, not a curated record. Lineage: Eukaryota; Metazoa; Chordata; Actinopteri; Siluriformes; Trichomycteridae. Gene Ontology annotation, molecular function: metalloendopeptidase activity. Gene Ontology annotation, biological process: extracellular matrix organization; proteolysis.